AAAACCAGUUUUAGUAAUUGUACAUGUAUUACCUGCAUUUAAAUAAGUGUAUCCGGGUCCCUGGAAAAGCGUAUUUCCCAGUGCAUUAUCGAAAAUCAAGUUUUGCAAACCCAUAAUUGAAAGUAAACCGAGAAGCGUCGGCUAAGUAAAAUAAAAAAAAUACAAAGAAAAAAAAAGAGAAAUCUUCAUAAAGAGACAGUGCAGUAGACCAACCACUCGUGGAUAACAUCUUUAAGAGACAGCAGAUAUGGGAAACCAGAUGCUCUCAACAAUUUGGAUUGUUUCCUGUAUGAUUUUAUUAACCACAUACAUUCAAGGAACUGUUGCCGUGGGGUGUACCUCAAAUGACGUCUGGACAUGUAGUACUACCUACAAUUCUGCGAUUCGUGCUGCUGGAAACGAUAUUGAAAAAAUGUGCAGUGAAACACGUCAAUUCCUGGACUGCCUAGACAAGGUAUUGGCAGCCUGUGGUACAGACAGCUCGUCACUUGAAUCAGCAAAAGAGUACGUCAACCAGGCAAGGAAAGCCAUCAACCAAUCCGCGUGCGGUGCUGCGGGUCUCUUCUUCAAUCUGAUGGUCAUGGUUUUUGGUCUCGCACUUACAUACAUAAUGAAAAAGUUCAAUGAUUGAAAUAAUAUUGAACCAUGUUUUAAGACAAUUUUUCAUGCUUAAUCUAGACUUCAUUAACUGAAUUUUAAUUGUAUGUACUUUUUUAUGUAGUCAUUUUUGUAGUCAAAAUUCAAUUACUAAGAUUUUUGUGCUAGCUUUAUAUUAUAAUGAAAAAGAACUAAAUGAAUUUAAACAAAACCUGAAAGUCAUUGCUAUUAAUACAAUAGAUUUAUGUUUAAGACGUGUAAAAUUUAUUUACUCAUGUAAGAUUUGUCAUCUAUACUGUGAUUUUUAUUGGUGCAUGUACUUAUAUAUUCUCCGAACCUCUAAACAUAAUAAGCCUCUUUAUUCUAACAAAUGUUUGGGCUUUGAAAUCAAAUUUAUUUUGACAGUAUCGAUGUAGACAUACAUUUUUAAAGACCAUUGUAAAAAUAUAUUCAUUUUUUGUGUGAAUAUAAGACUUAAAAUGUUACUAAAUUUGUAGACUCAUUGUGUAACUUUAAAUGAAUUAGUUUAGAUUCAAAAUUGUUCAAAUCAUAAACCCUUACGUGCCCCGGCAAAAGUUUUGUAGGAGAAACUCGUAUCAACACUAAACCAAUUUUUAGGUCACCUGAGUUAAUUCAGGUGACAAAUUGAUAUCCGCUUUCGUCCGUCCUCGUGCGUCGACCGUUGAUAUUUGAAUAAUUUCAGCUUCUUCUCUGCAACCGAUCGACCGAUUUCAACAAAUUUUGGCAGAAAGCAUCUAUUGGUCAAGGCUAACACAAAUUUUGUAUAUCCUUUGUCCCUGACCCCCUGGGGCCUGAGGGAUGGGACAAAAGCCACAAAAAUAAAUGCAAUCUUUAAAUAUCUUCUUUACUCCUGGACAUUAAGAGGUCAAACUGUUGGCUUGACCCCUGGGUCAGAGGUUCUAGUGAUAGGCGGGGCUAAAUAGAUUAUAUAGUGAAAAUGCAUUAUUUCUUUAAAAAAUAUCUUCUUCCCUGCUCCUGGGUGUUAAACCUAUGAAUUAUGUAUAUAGUUAUGAGGAGGAAGAAUGCCACUUCCAGAAUUGUGAAUCUCAGGGCCCCUGUGUUCAUUGAAAUUUCUUUCCGUUGUUCCUAGAUAUCAUGCCAAUGAUCUAUGUACAUACGAGGGGUGAUGAAAAGUUUGCGAACUACAAAACCACAAUUCAUAUUGGAAAAAAAUUAGUACACACAUAGCCAUACACAAGUUCUAUAAAUAGCAUAUUCCAAAUAAAGUUUUGCUCCUUG
This is a messenger RNA of Saccostrea cuccullata (small rock oyster), 1857 nucleotides long. RefSeq lists its product as uncharacterized. Bases 248 to 631 code for a protein of 127 amino acids. The transcript has 5 exons. The record is from RefSeq and is a predicted model, not a curated record. NCBI's taxonomy places the organism in Eukaryota, Metazoa, Mollusca, Bivalvia, Ostreida, Ostreidae.